GAAAUCGCCGCCCAAGACGACCACUAGAGUCUUCAGCUUGCCACUGCUUUCAACUUUAGCAGCAUCGCGAUAAUCGUUCUGUGACAUCCGAAACCAACUGUGCGCAUAGCAUAGGUACCAUAAGUUCAUAUCUUCUACUAUAAACCGCCGUCAACAUGUCCACAGCCGCACGUCGUCGCUUGAUGCGCGACUUCAAGCGUAUGCAAACCGACCCUCCCGCUGGAGUUUCUGCUUCACCCAUUCCCGAUAAUGUUAUGACCUGGAACGCCGUCAUUAUUGGCCCUGCCGACACACCGUUUGAGGACGGCACCUUUCGACUCGUCAUGCAAUUUGAAGAACAGUACCCGAAUAAGCCACCACAAGUCAAAUUUAUUAGCCAAAUGUUCCACCCCAACGUAUAUGCGACAGGCGAGCUUUGCUUAGAUAUCCUUCAAAACCGUUGGAGUCCGACAUACGAUGUGGCCGCUGUGCUUACAAGUAUUCAAAGUCUUCUCAACGACCCCAACACAGGAUCUCCGGCAAACGUAGAAGCGUCCAACCUGUAUAAGGAUAACCGAAAAGAAUAUACAAAACGAGUCCGCGAGACAGUCGAGAAGAGCUGGGAAGAUUAAAACAACGAAACUCAAUACCUUUUCACAAGUAACGAACACCACUACAGUCACGCUACUGGUUUGCAGUGGGCGCCAUGGUAGUUUUUGACUGAUAGACCACGGGGAGCUUUGCGCAUACAGAUUUUACUUGUUUAAAGAGUCUUGCUGGCGUUUGGGUAUCAGGUGUUGGUGUUGGUUGAUUUUAGGGAAAUCCUCUUAAAUUCUUCAUCGACCAUGAUUUCAUUUUCAAUUAGUAUUAUUAUAUUUCUUUUUUUCUUCU
Molecule: messenger RNA, 870 nt
Organism: [Torrubiella] hemipterigena
Lineage: Eukaryota; Fungi; Ascomycota; Sordariomycetes; Hypocreales; Clavicipitaceae
Source: the annotation of a GenBank genome assembly